AUGAGUUCCAGCACUUUCUCAUAUGAUAUAAAGACCAAAGACUCGCAGCCAAUGUUCGAGUUUGGCUCGACGUAUUCGCCAAGAGUAUCUUAUCACUAUAAUCCAAAGGUGUCGAAUUAUCACUAUGGUGUUAAACAUCCUAUGAAACCAUUUAGGUUUAUGUUGACGGAUCAUUUGGUCUCGUCUUAUGGGUUGCAUAAUAUUAUGGACUUAUAUGAAACUAGAGAAGCAACUAAAGAGGAAUUGUUGCAGUUCCAUUCGGAGGAUUAUGUUGAGUUUCUUUCGAAGGUGUCUCCAGAUAAUAUAAGCAAGAUGCCAAGGGGAACAUUCGAUAAGUAUAAUAUUGGUGACGAUUGUCCAAUCUUUCAAAAUAUAUACGAGUAUUGUAAGCUAUAUGCAGGCGCAUCGCUGGAUGCAUCCAGGAAAUUGAUUAAUGAUCAGUCAGAUAUCGCAAUUAAUUGGUCAGGGGGUCUGCAUCACGCUAAGAAAAGUAAUCCAUCGGGGUUCUGCUACGUGAACGAUAUUGUUCUCGCGACUUUGAACUUAUUAAGAUACCAUCCAAGAGUUCUAUAUAUAGAUAUUGAUUUGCAUCAUGGUGAUGGUGUACAAGAAGCAUUUUACACAACGGAUAGAGUCUUUACAGUCUCUUUUCAUAAAUAUAAUGGUGAAUUUUUCCCAGGUACAGGUAAUUAUGAUGAAAUAGGUUGCGCAGAGGGAAAACAUUUUGCGAUGAAUGUGCCAUUGAAUGAUGGUAUCGAUGACGAUUCUUACAUAAAUCUUUUCAAAUCUGUCAUGGAACCAAUCAUUACUUCAUUCAAACCAACGGCUAUUAUCCAACAAUGUGGUGCAGAUUCCUUAGGACACGAUAGAUUAGGUUGCUUUAAUUUGAAUAUUAAAGCGCAUGGUGAGUGUGUUAAGUUUAUUAGAUCAUUCGGUAUUCCUAUGGUUGUCGUAGGAGGCGGUGGUUACACCCCAAGAAAUGUGUCAAGACUAUACGCUUACGAAACGGGUAUUCUGAAUAACGUGCUACUUCAAUCGGAGUUACCUGAAGACAUGCCAUUCCGUAACCAGUUUGGUCCAGAUUAUUCGCUUUAUCCGGUUCUUGAUGAUCUAUACGAAAACAUGAAUAGUAAAAAAUAUCUAGAAGACCUAAGAAUACGGUGCCUAGAACAUAUACGAUACUUACAAGGUGCACCAAGUGUCCGAAUGGAUGCUGAACUUAUUCCAACUCAGGACAUAACAGGUCUUACCGUUGAAGAAGAAGAGAUGAUAAAGGAAUUAAACCAAGACGAUGAGCAACAAAGGCUAAUGCAAAUAGAAAAGGAAAACGCUAAGUUAGGAGAAUUUAUGUAA
Tetrapisispora phaffii CBS 4417 is the source of this 1353-nucleotide messenger RNA. RefSeq names its product histone deacetylase HOS2 (gene HOS2). Lineage: Eukaryota; Fungi; Ascomycota; Saccharomycetes; Saccharomycetales; Saccharomycetaceae. The transcript has a single exon. Gene Ontology annotation, molecular function: histone deacetylase activity. Bases 1 to 1353 code for a protein of 450 amino acids. The record is from RefSeq and is a predicted model, not a curated record.